Messenger RNA from Ambispora gerdemannii, 789 nucleotides. Lineage: Eukaryota; Fungi; Glomeromycota; Glomeromycetes; Archaeosporales; Ambisporaceae. The record is from the annotation of a GenBank genome assembly.
AUGAGUAAAGAAGAGCGAGAAAAAGGAUGGAGCGAUUUCCAUUCGGCAGUUAUAGAACAAUAUCAAAAGGGGGGAGAAACUGAAAAGCAAGAAUUUAAUCCUAAUGGCAAUGCCAAACAAGGUCAAGAAACUUUUGAAAAAGUUGUGGCAACAAUUUCUAACUAUUAUUUAUUCCCCGAAGAGGAGAUUUCUCCCGAUAAUAGCCCCGAAGCCCAAACCGCUAUUAAGGACUUAGAAGAAAUUUUAGACCAAACAAAGCCAAAUAUAAAAAACGACCCAAAAUUGUUGGAAAAAACUAUCCAAGACUUGGAGAAUUUUGAAAAAAAUAAUGAAAAUAACGGCGGUAAAAACAAUUACGCUUGGGUCAAAUUAGGAGGUGGCGGUAAAUUGAUAGAAUUAAAAAUAAUUAAGUUAAACCAAGAAGGAAAACUUUGCCCUGUCAAACCAAAUUUACAAACUUCCUCUGAUGAUUCAAGAUUUUUCCCAACAAUAGCAUGGUUUAAGGCCGGAGUCUGCAAAACUCCUAUUCGUCGGUUCGAAUCCGACCAGUUCCUCCAAAAAGAAAUUUUAAAAGGAUUAAGCAAGUUAGAAGUUUUUCAGCAAUUUGAAAGGCGAGAAAAGGCUAUUGUUUUUGCUCGCUGGGUUAAUCGAUUUAUAGCAGUAGGGGCUAGUUUUCUGGCUUUGACUGGCCAUCCUAAAAUAGGAGGUGGGAUUGGUUUGUUUUGUCCGCUUGUUGAAGCACUCUGUUUUGACUUUUAUAUAAAAAAUGAAGCAAAAAAACGAGAGUGA